This is a messenger RNA of Lineus longissimus, 5342 nucleotides long. Its product is annotated as protein FAM117B-like. The transcript has 8 exons. The coding region runs from base 146 to 1537 and encodes 463 amino acids. The record is from RefSeq and is a predicted model, not a curated record. NCBI's taxonomy places the organism in Eukaryota, Metazoa, Nemertea, Pilidiophora, Heteronemertea, Lineidae.
CAUAGCUGGGUUUGAUGAAAGUUGUCGAAAUACAUGAAAUAUCGUGAUAACAAAUCGAUUUGUAGAUGAUAUAUCGGGCGAGUUGUGACCUCUAAGUUGUGUAAAUUCGUGCAACAGGUUCAGUUGAGGCGAUCAAACUAAAAACAUGUCGAAUAAUUCGACGCAAAGAGUCCGCAGAAAUGCAUCGCCGGCUUCAUCAUCGAAGCAAGGUCCAAUGAAAGCAACCUUGCAAUUUUCUCUAAUGCAGGGAAGCCCCACUCGAACAAAUGGCAAAAAAGGGAGCCCUUCUUCUUCGCCAACACCAUCAAGAGGGACUGAUCGAGUAAAACCAAGACGUUCCCCUGACAGCCGGGCAUCUCCAGAGAGGCGUAGUCCAAGUUCACCUGGAAUAAAAGUUGAAAGACCAAAAGCUAUUCGAUCAAGUCCAUCGCCGGCCAUCCGACGGACUGGUUCCUUGGAUGCUAUUGCUGGUCCUUACUUAACAGGACAAUGGCCACGAGAAAGUAUGUUCAGCCAACCUGGAAUGACCGACAAGUCCACACAGACGCCCGAGGAGUGGGAUGAAGCAGACAAGGACAAAAAGAAGAAACAUAAGCGAUCUGCAUCAGUUGGCAAUGGUGAUCAACAACUGGCAGCAUUAACCGUAUAUCGCCAGAUGCUGCAGCGAAAGAAAGAUGGCAGCAAGCAGUGUGUGACGUCCAGCCAACGACAGAGUCCCAUACAGGGUAACCACUCGGCGAUCCACCCGACACCACCUCUACACACCAUAUCGAAAGCAAUAGUAAUUCCUGGGACACACAUUCCAAAGGUGGUCAUACCACGUAUUAGGGGAAGCUAUGAAGGAUUAAAUGAAGAAAUUGAAAAAUUAGUUCUGCGAAACCACCCUGGUCCAGAGGGUGAAGAACGGCAAGUACAAGAGCCUACCCCUGAUGGGCACCGUGCGCCAGUAUUAGAGCUAAUCCGAGGCAGCAGCACACGCAGUGUCGACACUCAGACCCCAUCAGGUUACAUUGAACAUGACAGCGGCAACAGCAGCAGGUCACAGUCCAUCAGUCCAACGUUCCCAAUCAUUCCAGCGGGUUCGAUGGACACAUCACGGCCAUCAAGUCGCUCAGAGUCAUCAGAUAGCACAAGUAGGGAGUCAGAAACUCAGGGAGAGCUGAAAAUUGUGAAGUCACGUAAGGAGGCAGAAUUAGAGGCAUCAGCAUGUUCUGUUCCACAAGAAGAAGAAGAAACGGAAUCACCUGAACCGCAGACUCUACCAAAAAAUACCAUUAGUCCUCGCCCAAAUAAAUCAUAUUCGUUUGUGAGAGAGCCUCCAGAUGGAUGUGAGAAAGUUAACAUUAUCAGUGAGCCAAAAAGAGCUCCUCCAGUGCUUAAGGAGCCACUUCUCUCCUGUCCUCAGCAAAGUGAAUUCGUGCUAAAACCAAGUGCGCAGUCUGCGUUCUACCCAUUCUACACUAAGUUAUAUGGACAAGAGAUUGCAAUGAAGGCGCCUGUCACACCGGCAGCAUUGCCAAGCAUAGAGAGUCAGUGACAUGAGGAUUAUAGUAUGUGAGGAGAUUCUGGCUGGCCUUAAUGUUUUGAUUAGUGUCAUUCUAUCAGAAACUGACAGUAGAACCAGCGUCUGUGAUGUCUUUUCAGACUUGCGAAUGGUUGGUCGGGUAGCAAUCGCAGUCGAGCUGGAGACAGCAGACGUUAUUGCGUCUUGUCUUAUAAGAUGAAGUCAUCUAUCUCCUUGAUAUAUUGUAUUGUGAUAACAUUUAAUAUCUGGCUGGAGUUGUUAGUGACCCUAGAGUAGCUGCUGGUCUAUGGCUACCUGACUUUUCACUUGACAGUGCCACGUGUAUUAGGUCACUUACUGUGUGCAUCAUCUGUAGAUAUUUUUAUGCAACAUUCUUGUAAAAACUGUAUAGUAUCCGCACAAGGAGUCAUACAAAUCGUUGAGUCUUUCAUAGGAUUUUCCCUCCUGCCAUCAUAAAAAAUCAUUGGUUGUCCUGGCCCAACCUUUCUGACAUGAUUUAUUGUGUGUUGUUAUGACAUCGUUAGUAAUAAUUAGUUCAUAACAUGGACUCACUCUUUUACUAAAAAUUUAAUUGUUUGUCCCAUCACUUUAUUAACAAGCCUAUUUGUGUACAGAUAAAAACCUUUGGUGCUGUGAUGUCUGUCAUUUUGAUCAAUAUGUUUCUGUCAGUUGGUGUUGAGGGUGACAUUAAUAAUUAUAGCUGCUUAGCAAAGAAAGCUUCAGAAAAUACUGUACGUGGUUGAGUAGGCCCCCUUAAUUGUUUUUGGCCUUAUAGCAGUGUGGCCAGUCAUUGUAGUGUUGUGAUAUGUAGCCAGGAUAAUUUAAGGAAGUCUGCCUUCUCGUGGUGUGCUGAACGUCAUUUAUCUGUCCGUGGGUUUCCAGUUACAUGCCCACAGAACAAGUGUCCUGGUGCCACACUUUUUGUGGCGAGGUAGGCAGGUAUUGAGCUUACAGUUAAUAAUACCUCUGGGUACAUGUAGUUAUUCUGCGGGUUGCAUUGUUAGCAUGCAUAAUCUGGAAACCUAUUCUGUCCUUACAAUCCUGUUGACCCAAACUGUCUCCAAGGUAGUUGGAAGCAUCCAUCUACAACCAAAUGAACAAGGAGAGUUCCCUUUUCUAAAGCCUUGGUAUUUGAUCCAGGUGUGGGCGUGGCUUAAAGGGGUACACCGUUUGUAAUUACUGGUGGUCCAGGAAAAUAGAAACACAUUUAUACACAAUGCUGAAGUGAAGUUAUCAUGCAUAGGAAUUGCUGAAACUCUGUACUUACAGUAGUUGUGAAUCUGUCUGCAGUAUUGUUGAAAUUUAUACCAAGUACGUAUUCACAUUUUCAAAUUCAAUACCAAGAUUUUAAAUAUUCAGCGAUUGUACUGUGUCAGAAAUGUGCACUACUUGUCCUCAGUUUAUUUGUAGGGCACAACAGCAUUCCCAAAAGCAGACAUAAUAUUCACACAUAUUCUCUCUGCCACUAUUAGCUGCCAUUUUGGAAAAGUACAGCACAUUAUACAUUGCGAACGCCCAGUGUAAUUAGACUAAAAAUGGCUGCGGCUGACAGAUUCGUACUCACUUUUGACUUUGGGGGUAAAAUGACAGAAACUUAUAUUGUUUAGAAUAAAUCUUUUUGCAACCAAAAUGUUCUAAUAUAUAUCUUUAACCAUGUCACAAACUUUAACGACUAGCGGCCCCGUAAAGUCUCAUAAUAAUUGAAUGGCCUCAUCCAGGCCAUUUGGAGGCAAUGCAAGCAGGGACAGAACGACCUCAGUUAUGAUAGAGUUUCUGUUGUGCGCUAGGAUAGCAGAACAGAGGGGGAUUCCGAAACAAAUUUUAUGAAUUUCGUGGACGAGUGAUCAGGCAGUAUAUUAUAACACACUUUAUGGCUGGUACAGAAAAAACCUAGGGAAUGGUAUGUUUGACGUUGUCAACAUAGGUUAUUUAAGGUUAUAUCAGCCAACAUAAUCUUUUUGCAUUUUGGUGAGCACUUCUGUAUCGGCGAGCCUUUUUAAAGGUUACAGUUAUUUUCUAAAAAUGUCCGUUUACUUUUGAAUCGCCUUCAGGUCUUCUGAGGGCUGAUGGUAAAUCUUGGAAUCCGCUCUUGUGAUUUAUGCAUGUGAUAGUUUCAAAUGUGAUGAAUUCUGUUUGGCAGCACCCAUGCUGAUGAUGUUGAUGCACCAGUGCAAUUGCAGCCUGAUCACCAUCAGUCAAAAUGGGACUUCCUGCAAGCUAAUAUAGUAACCCUGCUGCUGGCUUUAUCAUCAAAAGUAGAUGACCGGGAACUUGGCAGUUUUAUGAUGGGGUAUCAUCAAUCUUGAACUUACUCACUGCCGUUGCUACAAAAAAAAGAGACUGGGAACUUAAGUUCUGGUUGAGUAGUUUGUUUUAAAUGUUCUCAUGGUUUCCGACUCUAAGAACCCAUUUAGUAUUUUGUUCCAGAUUGGUAUUGGUCUAGGAAUGCAGGAGUUCUUGAUGGUGUUCAUAUUCACACGUUUUUGGUUAUAUUUGGCAUUGUUUGUAGCUCAUGUUCAAGUUGGUGACUUCAAUAAAUCGAUUGAGUCUGCCAGCACAGCCACCAUCCCAUUGCUGAUCUUGAAUAGAAGAGUCGAGCGCUGCUCUUCCCUCCUUGAUUGAAGGCUCCACCAUCCUAGGUCAUUUGUAAGUUACAAAUCUUGCCACCCUUUCUUUGGACCAUCUCUACUUUUAUGAUGUCUUUAUCAAGGUAUGGAUCCCAUAUUGCAGCUCCAGUACUGAACGGACCAUGGCAAGGUACAGAGUUUCCUUGGCUUUUGCUGGUGAUCCACUCCGGUUCCCUCUGAUUAACCCUAAAACACAAUUUGCCUUCUUUGUUGUGCAGCAAUAUGAGAGUCCCAUGUCAAGACAGUGUUAGGCCGAGGUAUUUGGCUGUGUGUACUUCAUGGAGAAUGUGCCCUGAUAGAGCGUAGAAACGUUCAAGUUUCUGUUUUUCUUCGAAAUGCGCAUGAUAUUGCAUUUAGAUGCAUUGAACGACAUGCCCCAAUCUUUCCUGCAUUGUACUGUUUUAAGGCGAUGCAGAUGUCCACCGACUUGAUGAUUCUGUAAAGCAGGCAGUCAUCUGCAAAGAGUCUUACUUGGGAUUGUACAGCUUUAAGUAAAUCAUUGAUGUGUAAUAGAAAGAUGAGCGUCCCCAGCACUGUCCGUUGGGGGUACUCCGGAAUCAACAGGAACAGGUAGCUAUGAUUCCCCUCCAACUACUACCAUUUUUUUCCUGUUGGUCAGGAAUUUUUUAAUCCAUUCAGUGAUGGGACCUUGGUUGCCAUAAUGAUGGAGCUUAUGCAUGACUCGUCGUUGGGGGUGUGUAUUAAAUGCCUUGGAAAAGUCAAGGAUAGCUAUGUCUAUCUGGUUGUUAUCGUCUUAUUCAAAAAAUUAAGGGAUUUUUGGAGCUUUUUUUCUCCAGCCAGGUGCUCCAUAAGCUGAUUAGGUAAAGAUGAACAAAUGGUUGUAACUAAUAACCAAUUAACUAAACUUUCUAAUUAGAAAAAUAUGCAAAUUAGGUCACAUGACUGUGACUAUUUCAAGUGAUGUUUCAAACAGAACCUCAAAUGGAGCAAUUACCAUUAGGUUAGUGGUGAAAAACAUGUGAAACCAACAUCCUUCUCGUUUGGUUGAUCUUUAAACAGCCGGACAACAGGAUUCGUCAAUAUGCUUCUUUAUUGGAUCAGUCUUGUUGUACAUAGAUUAUUGUGGACCUCGUCUACUCUGGUCUAUCCUGACCUCUGAUCUCUGUCUGUUAGAACUAGGAAUCAAGCUAGAAUUUAUAUCAUUUUGUGUUUUGUUUUAGGUUACUAAU